UUGCUUGCUCACUUUCACAAUGGCUGCCCCGUGGAUUGCGCUACCGUUGACACUUGCCUCCCCGCAUACGAAUUCCGCACGUCCUUCGUGUACGCGUUAUCCUCGCUAUAGUCAUCUCUCCAUAUCCGCGUAUUCGCUGCGUGUCCCCCGCAUUUUGCUUGGAUCCAAUCAGCAGCCCUUCCUCAGCCAUCUGAUCCAGGCGGGAGGAAUCAUUCAUCACCGUCCAAUUUCGUGUUGCUGCGCUGCUAACGUCUCCCCCGCUUCCUCAGCUUCCUCCGCUUUCCGCAGAUUCGCCGCUUCCGCCGCUCCCCGCGACGCAGCCUCCGCCUUAGGAAGGUCGCGCUGGGGAGCAGCGGUUUCCCCCUCUUCGUCCGCCGCACCCUCGGGAUUGCCGUUCUCCGCCGCUUCCACUUCCGCUUCCCCCGCCACCUCGGGUUCGCGUUCCGCCAUCCCCUCGUCCCUGUCCGCCUCGGGAGGGGCGGCGUGCGCCUCUUCCCCUUCCCCCGCCACCUCGGGAUUGCCGGAGGAGCGCGCCACGCCUGGCGGCGGCCGCCACCUGUUCUGCUUCGGGCUGGGAUACGUGGCUGUGGCGCUGUCGAGUGUGCUACUAACGAACGGAUGGCGUGUGUCCGGCACGUGCAGGAGCAAGGACGACUGGCUUCGGUUGUGUCACAUGGGGAUACAAGCACACCUGGUGGAAGAGGAUGGCAGUGACAGGGCUUUGAUUCUCGUGGAUUCCUCGCUGCCUGAUCUCCUCUCCGCCUCACACGUCCUCGUCUCCAUCCCCCCUCUCCUGUCUCCUCAUACCCCGCCUUCGCAACCUGUUGACGUGGUGCUUUCCUCCUGUUGUCAGCACCUGACGCUGGCUGCCAGCAACAGACUCAGGUGGAUCGGAUACCUCUCUUCCACUGGCGUCUAUGGUGACUGGGGCGGCGAUUGGGUAGACGAAGACUCAGUGCCCCGCCCGGUUACCCCAAAGGCCGUCGCACGAUAUGCUGCAGAGAGAGAGUGGCUGGCGUUCCAGGCGCAACUGGGAAAGGUGGUACCCGAUGCAACGAGGGGGCAGCUGGGGGAGGCUGUAUCUGAUGAGCUGAUGGCGAAUGAGAGCAGGAGUGAUGCAGACCUGAUGAAGGGCGAGGAUGCUAUUGCUGUUCGUGUAUUCCGGCUUGGGGGAAUCUACGGGCCUUUCCGCAGUGCUCUGGACACAGCAGCAGCGGAGAUGGGGAUGGGGGAAGGGACAGCGCCCCAGUCAACAGCAAUGCUCAAUCCGAGGAGAAGCAGGCCUGGGGAGAGCAGCCAUGGAGAGGGCAGCAUCACGAGCCGAGAGCUCAGCAGCAGUUGGGAUAGCAGCAGCAAUCGCGAGCGCAGGCAGAGAAAGCGGUUCACAUCGCGGUGCCACGUGGCAGACAUCUGCGCUGCAAUCAUGGCUAGCAUGGACGGCCGCGGGAGCAGUUCAAUCAUCAACAUAGUGGAUGACGACACGUCCCCUCGCCGACACGUCAUGCAGUUCGCUCGCCAGCUCAUCGCCUUGGGAGAAUCAGAUCUCUACUGGCAGAAGCUGGAGGCUCUGCGGCUCGCUCUGCCACCCGGAAUCAUCCGACGGGGCGGCAGGGGGGCGGCGAGAGGGCUAGAGGAGGAGCAUAAAGGGACGCUGCGUCCCACCGUUGCGACUGGUGCGGAACUAAUGGUUCGUUCUGAAGUGGAGGCUGAAAAUGUGGAGCUGAGAAACGAUGUGACGAAUCAGGUCGCAAUGCUUGGUGAUGACCACGAGAGGGAUGGAGAUUCACUUGAUGUGGUGAGUCGCAUGGCUUACCAUAGGAGCUCCAGUAGUGCUUCUGCCAGGAGCUCUAGUAGUGGUGAUGGCUCCAGCAGAUUUUUAGAGGAUGGGGAAAAAAGGGUCAGGAAUAAUCGGCUGAAGAGGGAGUUGCUUGGAGCACUUAAGUUCCCUUCCUUUGUGGAUGCUCUUCGAACAAUGGCUUCUGGUGAUGUCUAUCCGUUUGAUUGAGUUGGUGAUUCGUAAUGGAAAUCACAUCUAGUA
This is a messenger RNA of Closterium sp. NIES-67, 2038 nucleotides long. The record is from the annotation of a GenBank genome assembly. Lineage: Eukaryota; Viridiplantae; Streptophyta; Zygnematophyceae; Desmidiales; Closteriaceae.